AUGCUCCCUCCGGCGGGUCCCUCCCGCAUCGCCACCGCAGCGCCGCCAUUCGCCGCUCCUCCCCCUUCUGCGGUGCCAAUCCUGCUUCGUUGGCUCACCAUCCAGUACAGCGCAACCGGCGCUCGGAGCCAGACACGCCCAUCGCGCCUCUGCCCCUCCGGCCGAUUGCGGACUUGCGUCCCUGCCCCGGCCGCUGCAAGCCGACGUCAGCCGCCCAAACACCCAACCUGCACUCUAAUAUUUCCGGUGGUUGCCCUCUUGCACGAUUUGAGGCGGACCACCCUGUUGUCAAACGCUAGCUCCGCCACUGCUCGUCGGAUCCCGUUCAGCCGUCCGAUGGAGAAGGCUAUAACUAUCAACGCGAACUCAUGGACUGAUGCUGGUCAUGCAGUCAACCAGUUGUAUGAUCUCCUCUACAUGAUGGGCCGUGAUGACAUUGCGGUGGGAGUCGGAGGGGAGGGUGGUAUAUCCAAUGAUGGUAGAAUUUAUCCUCACGUUGGUGGCUAUUUCCCAAUAAUUGACCAGGGAAUGUCAACAAUAGGGGAGUGUCGAUACCGACAAUCAAUUCCACAGGGAUCAGGUGGCCGCUUGGACAUCAACGCGAAUUAUGGAGUUCGACGGGAAAUUCUUCCUCAGGGAAAUAGAAGUUACUCCCCUCUUCAACAGCCAACAACUCAACAAGUGAUGAUUGACACCAUAUCCGCUGGGCCAACGAAUGUCUUCCUCUUCGGAACACAUACAAACUUUGCGCUGUUCCUCAUGAGCAACCCUCACCUAAAGAAAAACGUGAAGCACAUUUACAUAAUGGGUGGGGGUGUGAGAUCGCAAAAUCCCACUGGUUGCUGCCCCAAGAACGACACAUCAUGCGUGCCACGACAAUGUGGUGAUCAUGGCAACAUGUUUACAACUUACACCAAAAAUCCACAUGCCGAGUUCAACAUAUAUGGAGACCCUUUUGGCGUGUAUCAGGUCUUUCAUUCUGGUAUCCCGAUCACCCUUGUGCCACUCGAUGCAACCAACACGAUACCAAUCACUGAGUCCUUCUUCAAGGCAUUUGAGGAGCAACAGAGCACUUAUGAGGCACAGUACUCCUUCCAGUCUUUGAAGAUUGCUUGCGAUACCUGGUUUGAUGACCAGUUCUACACAAGUUACUUUAUGUGGGAUUCUUUCAUGUCUGGUGUGGCACUCUCAAUAAUGCGCAAUGGUCAGAAACUGAAUGGCGAUAACGAUUUUGCUGAGAUGGAAGUGAUGAACAUAACUGUGGUUACAUCCAAUGAACCAUACGGUGUGCAUGAUGGAUCAAAUCCAUUCUUUGAUGGACAUGCAAGCCCAAAAUUUGAUUUAUUGAAAGGUGGUGUACAUAGUGGUCAUGUUCAGAUAGGAUUCAAUGAUUCAUUUUGUGUUUUGAAAGGGGGCACUAAAGGAAAAUGCCAGGAUGGAUACACCAAAGAAGUGCAAGGUCCUGACUCGGUUGCUGUACUUGUCGCAGUGAAGGCAAAACCUAAUAGAAAUGUUAAAAGUCCUCUUGAUAGAGAGUUUUUUGACCACUUUCUCGAGGUCCUGAAUCGCCCUGAACACACUGGGCACUUCAAUUUUACCGAUCAGUUUCGUCACUACAAAGAGAUUAUGUACAAACCUGAUUUGAAACAUCAGAUUAGAGGAAAGCCUGUCAUAUUUGACAUGGACAUGAGUCCUGGAGAUUUUCUUGCCCUCUUGUGCCUCCUGAAAGCACCUAUGGAAGCAAUUGAUUUGAGGGGGAUAUUGGUAAGUGGCAAUGGUUGGGCAAACCCAGCUACAGUAGAUGUUAUCUAUGACGUUCUUCAUAUGAUGGGCCGUGAUGACAUUCCAGUAGGACUUGGGAAAAUUACUGCGCUUCGUGCCCCUGACCUUGGAUGUGAAUACGUGAAAGCCAUACCACAUGGUUCUGGUGGUUUUCUUGACACUGACACCCUUUUUGGACUAGCCCGGGUGUUGCCCAGAAGUCCUAGAAGGUACACAGCAGAAAAUUCAGUAAAAUAUGGUGCUCCAAGGGACACCGCGCGCCCUGAGCUCAGGCAGCCAUUGGCUUUUGAAGUUUGGCAACAUAUUAGAGAAGAACUCAAACCAACUGACAAGAUAACCAUCCUGACCAAUGGUCCUCUCACAAACAUAGCAAACAUCAUUCUAUCCGACACAAAAGCAGAAUCAGUAAUUGAGCGCAUUUUUAUAGUCGGGAGUCAUUUGGCUGGCGGAAAUGGAGAUGGAGGCAAUGUGUUCACUGUUCCAUCAAAUAAGUUUUCAGAGUUCAAUUUCUUUCUUGACCCUCAAGCUGCCAAGGCGGUUGUAGAAUCUGAUUUAGACAUCACUCUCAUUCCUUUGAGAGCUCAACGCCAGGUGGCUUCUUUCAAAGAAGUCACAAGAUCGUUGUGUACUGCUGAGAAGACUCCUGAAUCAUCGUUUGCAUACCAGUUGUUGCUGUCAAUGCAGAAACUGCAAAAGAAUAACCAAGCAUAUCGUCACAUUGACAUGUUCCUUGGUGAGCUUCUUGGUGCUGUGUUCUUGGUUCAGCAAUCACAUCUGAAUCACUCGAUCACCCAAAGGGCCAUCACUGUUAGAUCUGGUCAUGUGAGCAUCGAUGGUCAGACCAUCCUCCGCCGGACGAACGGAAAGGUAGUAAAGGUACUAGAUCAUCUCGACGCAGAUGCUUACUACACCGAGUUUGCGAAGCUGCUCAAUGCGAAGAAGCAGUCUGCGGUCGUGGGUAGCUUUGAUGAGCAGAAAAGAAUGUGGAACAAAUGA
Triticum turgidum subsp. durum (durum wheat) is the source of this 2778-nucleotide messenger RNA. The record is from the annotation of a GenBank genome assembly. Lineage: Eukaryota; Viridiplantae; Streptophyta; Magnoliopsida; Poales; Poaceae.